AGGCUUGGUAGGAGGAGACGCGUGUGGUCAGUGUGAGCAUUUGAGUCGUCUAGAGUGGUAGGGUGCUAUGACACCGGAUUUUGGGGUGUAUAUUUAGCGAGGACGGAAGAGGUGUUUGUGUGUUGUAUUUUUGACUGUACUUUUGGUUUCUGUCUAGACGAGAUCACGUCUAUAUUGGCAUGUCGGUCGCUACGUUUGCCACGAAGGCUGACAAGUUGUCUCUUGUUCAGUCUGACGACUGUGUGAAUGGAUGGUCACACUAUAUUUCAUCGCCUACAUCAAUGAAACAUGUGAAAGAAACUUUUGGUUUAUUGUUGAAAGAUCAGCGUGUCGGUUGCAGUGACGAGAAGAGAACAAUGCUGGACGGAUCUAAUGCCGAGUCCACGGAUGACAUGCAAGUUCUUUGCUCAGAUGACAAAUUGAAAGAACUGGUCAGAUGUUUGUUGCGUGGACGAAGUGUGCAGGUGCAGUCAGACGACCAAGCUGUUGGAUUGGAUGCCUCUGGUCUGUUGUGUGCUAUAAAUCGAAUUGUGAAGAAGUCUAAGCGACCGGAUAGUGUUAUCCACUGUCUUCUUCCUGCCCUUGAUGUCUUUGUCAGAGACACUGAAGUUGAAUGUGUGGAGUCUGACCUCAUUCAGUUGCUAAUAUUAUUCAUGGAUCUCUGCUCAAGAGAUGCCAGUGUGAUUGGUCAUGUCUUUCACAAGCUGGUGUUACUGGCACAGCUUCCUUCAUAUCAAAUGGCCAUUGCUGAGAAAUUUUCAACUUUAGCAGUAGACUCCUUACUUGAAAACAGUCUCAGUUUAGUCAAAGCUGAUCGACCUAUCCUUGAGUCAUUUAUAUCUGUCUUUACUUCCAUCAUGCAGUCCCAAAUUGUUCAUGACAAAAGUUUCUUGUCGAAAUUGAAAGUAUUUGCUGCAAUAUGUGAUCUACUGAAAGAAGAAGAAGCUUUUCAGUUGGCACCUUGCUCUCUUCAGAAGAUCCUCUCCCUCCUCGUUGUUACAGCUGAUGGUCAGCUUGAAUCACAGCAGAUGCUUCUAAGCAGAAAUAUGCAGAAGCAAGUAGCUGAUUUGAUGAUGCGUCAUGUUAGUGAUGAGUCUAUGCAUCAAACAGCUUGUUCCUUUUUUGUAACUUUGUCUGCUGUUCCUGCUAACAAACAACAGUUGGUGAAUUUUCCUGUUUGUAGUGCUCUUACAGGAACUAUCAAAGCUUUCAGACAUCAGUGUUGUGUCCUCAUGCCUGCAUUACAAGCAGUUGGUAAUUUGGCACUAAAUGGCUACGGCUCAUCAGAGAUCAUAGAUACUGGAAUCCACCACAGUGUUAUAGAAUGUCUUGCUGAUGAGAAAGUGAAUGUGAUCUGUAGAUAUCAGGCAUGCAGUGUGCUAGUCAAUAUGACUUGCACGAAUCUACAAGAUAGAAAGAGAUUGGUCGAAGCUGGUGCUCAUUGUCCAGUCAACAGUCUUCUACAGAAUGCCAAAUUAUUGUGCAAGGAGCUUCUUUCUCAGGCAUGCAAAGUUCUGAUCAAUCUAACUGCUGCUGCUGGCCAAAGUGAUGUAGCUUCUCGUCUUAUUCAAGAUGGCAUCCAUUGUGUAUUAAUUCAGUUAAUGAGACAACCACAAACCAUUCCACCCUGUCUUGUUUUCCACUGUUGCUGGGCCAUUCUAAACAUGAGUCAAUCUAAUGAGACAAAUGUGAUGCUCAUCGAAUCAGGUGCUGCCCACUGUUUGGUCAAUGUUAUCAAUCAUUACUACCAAUGCAAAAAAAUUUCUGAAAAGGCUAUGGCAGCUCUAAGUGCUCUAACAGCAUCAGAGCAGAGCAGAGUAGUAUUUAUGUCAACACAUGCUCAUAAAGCGAUUAUCUAUCUUUUUCGAUCUUGCCUAAUUCUUCCUCUGUGGAUUACUGAGAAACUCAUUCGUGUCAUCACUGUUUUAGCAUCUUGUUGUGAUCGUUACAGGCGAGCAUUAGUGCUUGAUGGAGCAAUUCAGCCUAUUUUGAACUACAUGAACAGAUAUUUGUGUGAUGCUCAACUUCAAAUGAUGGUGUGUCAGGCUGUACACAGGAUCAGUGUAAAUGGGAACAACAAGUUGGCUCUAAUUGAAAGUGGAGUUUUACAGCACAUCAGGCAGAUGUUACAAGCCCAUCGGAUCAAUGAAGAGGUCCACCGUCAUGGUCUACUUGUUAUCGCAUGUCUCAGUUUGGUUGAGGUUGAAGCCAAGCGUUUGAUAGGAGAGGCAGGUUGUAUCCAAGAUGCUGUUGUCAGUCUUGUUUCUUUUUCACAAUCUGCAAAUGUCCAAACUCUAGGAUUUAUUGUUCUUCUUUGUUUGGCAAAAAAUAACUGGAAUCUAAAACAGAUGGCAAGACUUCGAUUGACUGAGUUUAUGUUGACAGCUUUGGAAAGGUUUCCUCAGGAGACUGAUGUUCAAAACUAUGGCUCCACAUUGCUGUCUUGUUUGUAUUGUUACUUUGUUGAACGUCGACCAGGCAUUGGUCGUGUUUCUUGCGUGAGAUCUAGUCAAUCCAAAGUAAACACUGUACGAGUGAGUCAGUUGAGUGGAGUCACAUAUAAUGUUUGUCCUAACUGUAAAAAUGGUAGAGCAUCAGAAAUGGUUAUUAAAAUUGGUCACUUGAAUGUGUCUGUGUAUCAGAAGUUAGUUGACAGAGGUUGGUUCCGACGUGGUGCUAUUCAGCUGUUUGCAUCUACGUCUUGUCAUUCUCCAUCAUGUAAUACAGCAGAGCUUCGUGUUGACAUUAGGAAAUUUGAAGUGGUGCGAUCCAAAAUGUACAAGAGAGUUAUCAAGAAGUGUGAGCGUCGUGGUGUAACCGUGAGGACUGUUCAACCUCAAUUCAGUGAUGAAGCUUUUCACUUGUAUUCCCAAUAUCAAAUGAAACGGCAUGAGUCAGAGAACUGCACUGCAUCCUCUUACCACGCUCACCUUGUGAGCACUCCACUCAUUCCACAGGAAAUAAAUGGCAUUGCAUAUGGCACAUUCCAUCAGCAGUAUCAGAUAGAUGGCCGUCUGGUAGGAGUAGGAGUAAUCGAUGUUCUACCACAGGCACUGUGCAGUGUUUACAUGUUUUAUGAUGUUUCAUCAGAAAUAAGUAAAUUAUCAUUGGGUGUCUACUCUGCUAUAAUGGAAAUUCAGUUUGCGCAGUCUCUGAAUGCCCAAGGUGCAAAUAUUCAUCAUUACUAUUUAGGUAGUUUCAACCCAACUAACAAGAAGCUUCUCUAUAAAGCAAAUUACAGGCCAUCAGAAGUUAUGUGUCCUCAUGUUUCCAUGCAGUGGCAGCCAUAUGCAGGGUCUUCUUGCUCUGUAUUUGGAGAACCAUCAACAUCAACUAUAUCCACUUCUCUACUGCCCUCUAUUGCGCGUCCUCACAGCUCUUGCCCAAUUAGACGAUCUAUUGCUUGUGCAAGACGGAAAUGUAUGUCUAAAAAGUCUAUGCCAACGUAUAAAGACCUUCUAUUCUUGGUUGAAGGGCAUCUUCUUCAUGGUGGUGAGCUGCUAAAUUACUAUGUUGUUCAUCCAAAAUGUGUGGACAGCCUGAUCCACACAUUGGAAUUGCUCAUCAAAAUUAUGGGACCAGAACUUGCUAGACAGUUAGAAAUUGAACUUGAAGUUAUUGAACCUAAGAAAGUCACAACUCAGUAGUUUGGAUUGUGAUUGUUAGAAGAAGAUACGUUCUAUGUAUACUGAGUAUGUGAUAAGUUUUUAUUUAAGUUGCAUUUUAUGACAUUGAUAUUUAUUCAUAUUCAUUUAUAUAAAUUUCAUCAACUCAUGUAAUUGUUACAAAA
Corticium candelabrum is the source of this 3790-nucleotide messenger RNA. RefSeq lists its product as uncharacterized. Gene Ontology annotation, biological process: protein arginylation. The record is from RefSeq and is a predicted model, not a curated record. Gene Ontology annotation, cellular component: cytoplasm. The transcript has 2 exons. The coding region runs from base 180 to 3647 and encodes 1155 amino acids. NCBI's taxonomy places the organism in Eukaryota, Metazoa, Porifera, Homoscleromorpha, Homosclerophorida, Plakinidae. Gene Ontology annotation, molecular function: protein binding; arginyl-tRNA--protein transferase activity.